CCAUCGCGCCGCCGCCACCCACUCACCAUCUCCAUCACCAUCUCCAUCGGGAUCCUCCCAGAUCCACCUCUCCGCCCCCGAAGCCUCCGACCACUUCCCUCGUUUUCAGCUUCUGGCCAACCACCUCCUCCCAUCGAUCCGACUCAUCAAGCAUGGAAGCCCCGCAGGCAUCCAGCGCGCCCACAAGCCCCUUCUCCCCGAUGCCCAUCGUCCCCGCCAUGGUUUUGGAGCUCACCUCGGUCGCUGAUCCGAGCCGUCCCGGGAAUCGACGUCGCCGGAGUCCCUCCUCACCUACAAGACCACGCCGCCCUACCACCUCGUCUCCUUGUCCGACGCGACUCCUGCCUCCUCUGCUUCACCCUGCGUCGAACGACAAGCUGCAACCGUCGUCCCAAGGUCCAGGCCGUCGUCGCCUGCCCAAGCUCCUCCACCCCCUGCAGACUCGUCUCCGACCGUGCCAGCGACCAGUGGCCGCUCGCCGGAGCACACCGAACCAGCAACUGCUCGCCCUAGUCUUCCUCGACCUCCACGGCCUCCUCCCCGUCCCGUUCGUUCGCACCGCUGCCGUCACGCCAAGGCCGGCGUCCCUCUGUUCGUCUCGAGCUCAAGCCCCAUCUCUGUUGCCUCUUGCUUCGUCUGAACCGCGCCCCCACCAUUGCCUCUACUCAUGCCCGAGCGCACGUCGCGCCGUCUCCUGCCUCCUCAUCCACGUACCCCCAGCAGCCUCACCUCCGACCGCGCAGGCAACAGCUGCAGCCAUGGACUGGUAGCACGUUUCCCUACUCGGAGACCCGAUCCGCACCUCCCCUAGUAGGAUCUGGACCCAGGCGCCUCCUCGCGCCAUCCCGUUGUGCCCCACGCUCGCCGGAGUCCUCAGCGCUGCCGCGCCUGCUUCCUGUCGAGCAGAGGAGGACGGCGCCUCUGUCUCGAGCCGUUCGAGCGCACGCCGCGCCUGUUGACCGCUCGGUGAACCGCGCCUGGGCCUGUCUCGCGCGCCAGACCCAGCUCCUCUUGGCCAGAUCCAGCGGGCCUUGGCCCAUGGUGGUUUGCCCUGCGCCCCUCUUUUUUUUCCCUUCCUUGUUGGGCUUCUUGUUCAGUUCCGGCCCGAGUGCCUGUUUUUUUUCCUGAACGAUUUUGCUAAUUAUCAGAGAACUGCUAGUUUUACAAAGAACCCCCUAGACUUCAUGCAUACUUUAACUCACAAACUAAGCAUCACAUGUAAAAACUUAAUAUAUGAAACUUGCUUAGAUUUUCGUGUAGAUUAAUAAUUUGCC
Molecule: messenger RNA, 1274 nt
Organism: Triticum dicoccoides
Lineage: Eukaryota; Viridiplantae; Streptophyta; Magnoliopsida; Poales; Poaceae
Exons: 2
Coding region: 153-770 (205 amino acids)
Source: RefSeq, a predicted model, not a curated record